This is a messenger RNA of Dioscorea cayenensis subsp. rotundata (Guinea yam), 2011 nucleotides long. Its product is annotated as protein VACUOLELESS1-like. Gene Ontology annotation, biological process: intracellular protein transport; vacuole fusion, non-autophagic; endosomal transport. The record is from RefSeq and is a predicted model, not a curated record. Gene Ontology annotation, cellular component: HOPS complex; lysosomal membrane; cytoplasm. The transcript is spliced from 16 exons. Bases 338 to 1633 code for a protein of 431 amino acids. Lineage: Eukaryota; Viridiplantae; Streptophyta; Magnoliopsida; Dioscoreales; Dioscoreaceae. Gene Ontology annotation, molecular function: actin binding.
ACAGAAUUCUACAAUAUAAAUUGGUUCAAGAGAAGUGGGAGAAAUUGCACAUUCUCUACAAGGUGCCCACCAUUUCAUCUUUGGUGACUUCUGGUUGUGGUGAGAUGAGUUCAUCACUUGGAGGUUUGCACUUUCAUAGAUUUUAACCUGCAGCAAUGUCGUUAAAACCAGAAUUGGAUCAUUAAACACAGUAUUUCAUUAAAACCCACUUGGACAAACAGGAAAGGAAAGAGUCAGGCAUCAAGUGAAUAACAUAACAUCAAAGUUGAGAAACGAUCCUGCUGACAAGAAAGACGAAAGUAAGAAGAAAGGGUCUUGGAUAGGAAAGCAAAGUGAAAUGAUGCAGAUGAUUGGAUGGUGCAUUUGUGCCUACCUUAAAAUUAUAGGUGGACAAUCAUUUGGAUAUGCGUAUAUUGGUUUUAUGACAAUUCUUCUGAUCCUACAAUGGCAAAGAGAUGAUUAUGUUCCAAUACUUUAUCAUUUCCUCAAUUGUCACUUCAGAAGAAUACAUGAGGAGGUUGUUGUAAUGCAUUGGGCAUGUGCAAAGAUAACUGCUUCUGCAGCUAUCCAAGACGUCCCUCUUCUUGAAACCUUGCUCGAUAAGUUAAAAUUGUGCAAAGGUAUAUCCUAUGCAGCCAUUGCUGCUCAUGCAGAUAACUGUGGCCGAAGAAAAUUGGCUGCAUUGCUUGUGGAUCAUGAGCCGCGCUCCUCCAAACAGGUCCCUUUGUUGUUAAGCAUAGCAGAAGAAGACACAGCUUUGGUAAAGGCAACUGAAAGUGGUGAUACUGACCUUGUCUAUCUUGUUCUUUUCCACAUAUGGCAGAAGAGGCCUCCUUUAGAUUUUUUUGGAACAAUCAAUGCAAGGCCCUUGGCUCGUGAUUUAUUUAUCAAAUAUGUUAGGUGUUAUAAACAUGAAUUUUUGAAGGACUUCUUUCUGUCAACUGGGCAACUUCAAGAUGUUGCUUUUCUUUUGUUGAAGGAAUCAUGGGAAAUUGAGAAGAAUCCCAUGGCAAGCAAAGGAACACCUCUUCACGGUCCGCGCAUAAAACUUAUUGAGAAGGCACAAAAUCUCUUUGCUGAAACCAAAGAACACAUGUUUGAAUCAAAAGCUGCUGAAGAGCAUGCAAAGUUGUUGAGAAUCCAACAUGAGUUAGAGGUUUCAACAAAACAAGCAAUAUUCAUUGAUUCGAGCAUCAGUGAUACAAUUCGCACUUGUAUUAGCACGGGAAAUCAUCGAGCUGCAAUGAAAGUCAGAACUGAAUUUAAGGUGCCAGAGAAGAGGUGGUACUGGCUUAAAGCAUUGGCACUCUCUACCCGAGGAGACUGGGCUGCGCUGGAGAAAUUUUCCAAAGAGAAGAGACCACCUGGUGGUUAUAAACCCUUUGUUGAAGCAUGCAUUGGUGCUGAUGCGAAAGCUGAGGCUCUGAAGUACAUUCCAAAGCUUACAGAACCUAGGGAAAGAUCAGAGGCAUAUGCACGAAUUGGCAUGGCAAAGGAAGCUGCUGAUGCUGCAUCCCAGGCUAAAGACAGUGAAUUUUUUGGUCGUUUGAAGCUAACUCUUGGACAGAAUGCUGGUGCAACAUCAAUCUUUGAUAGUCUCAGAGACAGAUUAUCAUUCCAAGGAGUCUACUAGUGACCAUUUGUGCGUCCAAAAAAUAUAUUGGUAUAAUUCACGCUGACAACCCAUCAUGAGUAUUGCAUGUUCAAACAGCUUGAAGAUUUUACUAUCAGUUGUGUUCUCUGAUUUCCCCCCAAAAAAAAAAAAUCGUUCCUGUGUGCUUGUAUAAAAAUUUAAGUUAUUUGGUGAUAAGAUGGGGCUUCAGUGGUUUUGAAUUGAUUUUCUAUGUUCUGAUAUUUGUCUGUUCAUAGCGUUUUGCUUUUAUUGUAAGGAUUUUGAAGAUGGGUAAUCUUAUGUAACUGAUUGAUCAGACCCAUCUGCUUGAGGGAGUCAUUUACUUGACUGUUUGCAAGAAAAACUUAACAUCUUUAUUUAAAAGAAAAUCACUCGUUA